AUGAUCGUCCGACGCUAUGCCAACUCCCAUCUAAGCUCUGUACGAGCCUUUUCCUCGACGUUUCAACGCAACGCAACAUGGGGCUUCGUUGGACUGGGACAGAUGGGCUAUCAAAUGGCCAAGAACCUUCGUGCCAAGAUCCCUGCUGAAGACACCUUGAUUGUGCGCGAUGUCAAUGAGGAGGCCGUUCGGAGCUUCGUGACAGAGGCUCGAGAGGCUACACAUAGUACAAGUGCUGGUAUCACACGCGUUGAGGUCGCGAAGAACGCGCGUGAGGUUGCAGAGAAAUCGACUGUUAUGAUUACUAGUCUUCCUGAACCCCAGCAUGUCAUUGACGUGUAUCAGUCUAUCUUGAAGGGUGGCGAGCUCCCAGCCCUUGACCAGGAGCGUUUGUUUAUUGAUACCUCAACGAUUGACCCCGAUACAUCAAAGGGUAUAGCAAACGAGAUCCACACGAUCCAGGCUGGUCAAUUUGUCGAUGCUCCUGUGUCCGGGGGCGUCGUCGGUGCUCGAGCAGGAACAUUGUCCUUCAUGUUUGGUGCUUUCUCAGAAUCAGACCAGCUGAUCGAACGUAUCCGCGGUAUAUUAUCAUUCAUGGGUAAGAAGGCAUGGUACCUCGGUGAACCGGGCUCUGGCGUUUCAGGCAAGCUGGCGAACAACUACAUGUUAGCAAUCAACAACAUUGCAACGGCCGAGGCCAUGAACUUGGGUAUGAGACUGGGAUUGAAACCUACAGCAUUAGCUGAGUUGAUCAAUUCAUCUACUGGGCGUUGCUGGCCUUCAGAGGUCAAUAAUCCCGUACCGGGUGUUGUCGAGACUGCGCCCGCAUCACGUGGAUACGAGGGUGGAUUUGGUGUUGGUCUGAUGAAGAAAGACCUCCGUCUUGCCCUCGCUGCUGCAGAACAAUCUGGUACUUCACUAGCCCUAGGAAUCAAAGCGGGUGAAGUCUAUAAUGCAGUGGAGGCUGAAUACCGUGGGAAGGACUUCUCUAUCGUUUACAAGUGGUUACAUGACAAGUCUCAAUAA
Molecule: messenger RNA, 1026 nt
Organism: Penicillium taxi
Lineage: Eukaryota; Fungi; Ascomycota; Eurotiomycetes; Eurotiales; Aspergillaceae
Exons: 3
Coding region: 1-1026 (341 amino acids)
Biological process (GO): L-valine catabolic process
Cellular component (GO): mitochondrion
Molecular function (GO): 3-hydroxyisobutyrate dehydrogenase activity; NAD binding; NADP binding
Source: RefSeq, a predicted model, not a curated record